Molecule: messenger RNA, 3178 nt
Organism: Pezoporus flaviventris
Lineage: Eukaryota; Metazoa; Chordata; Aves; Psittaciformes; Psittacidae
Gene: MAPRE2
Product: microtubule associated protein RP/EB family member 2
Exons: 7
Coding region: 108-1088 (326 amino acids)
Biological process (GO): protein localization to microtubule plus-end; spindle assembly; regulation of microtubule polymerization or depolymerization
Cellular component (GO): microtubule organizing center; microtubule plus-end; cytoplasmic microtubule
Molecular function (GO): microtubule plus-end binding
Source: RefSeq, a predicted model, not a curated record
CGGGGCGGGGCUCGGCGCGGCGGGCGGGCGGGCGGUGAGUGUCGUGUGCCGCCACCUUCUGCACACCAGCAGCGCGGGGCUCGGCGGAGGCAGCCGCGGGAGCGCCAAUGCCUGGACCGACACAAGCCCUGUCCCCAAAUGGCGAGAACAAUAACGACAUCAUCCAGGAUAACGGGACCACCAUCAUCCCCUUCAGGAAGCACACCGUGCGGGGGGAGCGCUCCUACAGUUGGGGAAUGGCGGUCAACGUGUACUCUACCUCUAUAACCCAAGAGACUAUGAGCAGACAUGACAUCAUCGCAUGGGUUAAUGAUAUAUUAGCUUUAAACUACACAAAAGUUGAGCAACUCUGUUCAGGAGCAGCUUACUGCCAGUUCAUGGACAUGUUGUUCCCAGGGUGCAUUAGUUUGAAGAAAGUAAAGUUUCAAGCAAAGCUGGAGCAUGAAUACAUUCACAACUUCAAACUUCUGCAAGCAUCGUUUAAAAGAAUGAAUGUGGAUAAGGUAAUUCCUGUGGAAAAACUGGUCAAAGGGCGCUUCCAAGACAACUUAGAUUUCAUCCAAUGGUUUAAGAAGUUCUUUGACGCUAACUACGAUGGGAAGGAGUAUGAUCCUGUGGAAGCUCGACAAGGCCAAGAUGCUCUUCCCCCACCAGAUCCCGGUGAACAGAUCUUCAACCUGCCCAAGAAGUCUCAUCAUGCAAACUCUCCAACUGCAGGUGCUGCUAAAUCCAGUCCAGCUUCUAAACCAGGAUCAACACCUUCUCGCCCAUCUUCAGCAAAAAAAGCUGCACCAAGCAGCUCAGCAUCAAAAUCAGAUAAAGAUUUGGAAACCCAAGUCAUACAGCUCAGCGAACAGGUACAUUCAUUAAAACUUGCACUUGAAGGAGUGGAGAAGGAAAGGGAUUUCUACUUUGGCAAAUUAAGGGAGAUUGAACUUCUCUGCCAAGAACACGGGGGAGAGAAUAAUGACCUUGUGAAUCGGCUAAUGGAAGUCCUUUAUGCUUCAGAAGAACAUGAGAGCCACACAGAAGAGCAUGAAGGUGAAGAGCAAGUCCAUGAACAGCCCCAGCAGCAGGAGGAGUACUGACUCACCCAGCGGCUCUGACAAUUUUCGUUUUGUGUGAGAACUUUCUUCUGGAGAAUGGAACAUCUGCGGCCUCAAACUUGAAAUCAGUUCACUCCCAGUCUGCCAUUAACAUUUAUGUACCAUAGUGAGUGCCAGCCAGCCACUGCAUUCUGUACCCAUACUUUGCCAAGAUGCAUUUGCAGACGUCUUCUUUCAGUGUAUCUUCCCAAGAGGUUGUAGGGCUACAUCACCUACUGUACAUCACUGCAACUUCACCACUUGGCUGCUUGAGAUUUGUUCUGCUCUUUAAAAAAGUAUAUAUAUUUAUUUUUUCUUUUUUUUUUUUUGUCUUAAGUAUGAUACACUUGUAACUUGUUCUAACAUAUUUAUAUUGGCAUUUUGUGUGGCAAGAAGUACCGUACCACUAGCUGUGUCUCUCACUUUGUGGUGCUUUCGCGUUUUCUAGUACGUCUGCCUUGGGGCAUAAAUUCGGUCAAACAAUUGGAAUAAAGGGAUACAGAGGAAGUCAUAAUCAAGCCAUAACAAUGAGAUGUGUUGUGGAGGAGAAUGCUCGUGUUGCUCACGUUUAUUCCUUUCCUGCCUUCACGAAAUGCAAGGCAGAGCAUCUGUUUCACUAGCAGAGAUUUAAACCCCUGUGUUAGAAAGCUUGUUAGAAAGCUGCAUGAUAUGUUUUUUGGCUUAUUUCUGGAGGAACAGACAUCCACUUGAGUUUUUUGAAAACCCUCCUAGUUUCCUGACUAGUCAGUAGAUGCUUCCCAGCUUUUCUUCCUUCCUGAGAAAUCCAGUCCCAGCCUCCAGCUGCAGCUCUGCCUCUGCAUAGCUCAAUGCUGAUGGAGGUGAGAAAUCUCCUUGACACAAGUAUAGCUGCAGGACAUGAUCUCUGCUGUCAUACUUGGCUUCCCAGCCCUUGGAAGAGGACAAAGUAGGCCAGCCGUUUCUUCUUGCUGUCCUUCCCGCUCUGCUGCCCUGGCCAUACGAGUUGGAAGACAGAAAUUUCCUGCUGGUGUAAAGCAUGGGGAAAGACCAGCAACAGCACUGGCCUUGAGCCCUCUGAACUCUCUGUGAGUGAGUAGUGGACACUUCAUGGGUGUUGAGGCUGCUUACGAAGCACAGAGGGGCAGUUGAGGGCUCCUACUGGAGACAGAGUAUACAUCAGAGGGGGCCCAGCUCACCAAGGGACACAGAGUCAGUUCUUUGCUUGGCUAACCCUCCUCCAGUGAGGCCUGUGCAGGGCAGAACCAUGUCUGCCGUGGAGAUGUCUGCAGUCAGAGAGUUCCCUUCCAGUGCUGUCCCAUUGCCCUGUUCUAAAUGAUGGUAUUUUAUAAACAGAGGUAUCUUGAAGUAUGCAAAGCAUUCCGUAUUUUUCUUGUAAAACUGUGCAUUGUAGUCUCUCUGAAUAUUUAAUGCUUGGUAUUCUUGGUCUUUCACUUGAUUUUCCUAGCUCUGGAUUGUUACACUGAGUUAGCAGGCACAUGGAAGUCCCAUCCCAAUCAGCAGUCACUGGAAAACUCCAAAGCGUAAUGAACAGCUAAAUCAUGUUAGACCUUCAUAGGCUCCUAAUGCGUAAGUUUCCAGCUUUACGCUUCCACGGAGAGGUUUUCAAUUAAUCAACCCCCUGGUGCACACAGACACAUGCUCAUGCAGUUUUCUGUUCCUAAUCGAUCUUCUGCAGCUAAGUGGCUCUUGGCUAAAUGUGAGAACCCUGCUGUUGUGUGUCGCACCACAGACAACGUAUAAAAUACUGCUAAGCACUAGAACAGGUAUUUCCAGAUCCUUGAUCCUCCCCCUGCUCAGCAGAAGAGUUUCUGGACCCCGCAGGCUGAAGGUUUCCCAGCCUUGUCUCCAGCGCUGGCCUCGUGUCCUACCCAGCGAUGAAGUGGAAGUACUGCAACCUGCUGGCCAGCGCUUUCCUUUCCUUUCUUGAUUGGUUACAAGCAAGGUCUGGUUUCUAAAAAAAUGUGUAUAUUCCAAAAUAAGUAUUUCCAAGAAUCACCACAAAUGGGGGAAUUGUCAUUUUUGUUGUAUUUGUGUUUAUUAGAACAUAUGUACUUAUUACAAUUGUCAUUGUAAUAAACGGUAGUUCUUCAUAA